UACUCAAACCCGCCUUUAUUUGCCAUUCUAAGCUGCUUUAGCCGCUGUGAAGAGGGCGACGGGAAAAAUUUGCAGCGGCUAAAACAGCUUAGAAUGACAAAUAAAGGCGGGGUUGAGCAGCAGCAACGUCAAACUACUGUUUUAUUUUUAAAUCAGAAUAUUUAUUUCAACGAUUUUUUCGCUCAUACAAACUCUGUAAUAAACCUACUGAACCUACACACUCGCCGUGAGCCUAGGCUACCUGUGGUUUGAUAAGGGAAGGUCAACUAGGAGGCGUCCGUAUAAAAUUACAAGGGUCUGAUUACAAAGCGCUCAUAGAGUAGCGAUAAUCCCAGUACAGUCGUAGAACACCGUAUAGCAGAUAACACAUUUUAUCUUAUCUCACAAAUGACAAAAAUACCCUUUGCAAAUAUAACUAUGGAAGCCGAAUCACAGCGGACAGCUUGCACGUUUGACGAUAUCUUCAAGCACGUCAACUCGUUCGGAAGAUACCCACAAAUGAUGUACUUUGCGUUUAGCUUUGGAUUUAUUUUUACCAUGGAGGGCCAGUUUAGCGGACUGGUAUUUCUUAUGGGGACACCCCGGUUCCACUGUGCCACGCCCAACAUCACUUGCUCUCCAAAUACGUGCUGCAACAACUGCACGGAAUACGAGUUUGAUGGGCCGAUGAGAACUACGGUAUCUGAGUGGAGCCUAAUUUGUGGCCGAGCAUACCUGGGCACUGUUCUGCAGGCGUGUGAUUUCUCGGGGAUGGUUCUGGGAUCGUUAAUAAGUGGUAAUUUAUCUGACCGUCUGGGAAGAAAAAAGUGGUGUCUGUACAGCGCUAUUAUUUUGCUCAUUAGCAGCACGUCUUCUUCAUUUGUGGAUUGCCCAUCGUUCUUCGCGUUCUUGCGGUUUGUAGUGGGUAUGUCUACGAUAAGUCUCGCAUUGGCUCAGUACACCUACUGCCUCGAGGCAGUCGGGCCUGAAUGGCGCACGAUGGCGGGAUCCGCUCAGGGCUUCUUCUGGAAUGGUAACAGCGUCCUUGCCGUACUAGCAGCCUACCUAGUACGGUACUGGAGAAACUUAAUCCUUGUCUACAGUACUGCUUUGUUGCCGAUCCUGUUUGCUUGGAAAUGGAUCCCCGAGUCCCCUCGCUGGCUGGUUGCCCAUGGCUACGUGGACGAGGCGUAUUCCGUCAUCAUGAAGUAUGGACCCAAGAAAGGAAAAGAAUCCGUGGACUCAGCCGCUUUGAGGGACUUGAUACAGAACAUCCACCAGGAUCAGAUAAAGGAAGAGAAAGAGGCGAAGAUUUAUAACUAUAUGGAUUUGCUACGUGGAAGAAAGCUAAGGAAAUGGUCGUGCAUACUCUUUUAUCAAUGGUUCAGUGUUGCCCUGGUCACGUUUGGAAUGUACUUGUUUGUGGAGCAGCUUGCAGGAAAUUUAUUCGUCAACUACACCAUCAUGAGGACUGUCACCACACUGCGUGUUUUCAUCAACUGGAUUGUGUACGGAAAGUUCGGGCGGCGAUUUAGCCACGGCGUUUUCCAAGUCAUGACUGGUCUUAUUCUUCUCCUUAUUCUUGCUGUUUACAAAGACUACCCAAAAGUGACGACCGGUUUGGGAUUAGCUGGAUCAAUUUUGAGUGCAAACUGGAGUGGUCUUUACCUCAUCACAUCUGAAAUAUACCCAACCGUAAUAAGGAACUCGGGGCUAAGUGCGGGGUCUACGGUCGCUCGAAUCGGCGCUGUGCUUUCUCCCUUCAUUGUUAUGACUGGUCGUCUUCCGGGCUUGAGUACGGCUUUUCCGGUUUCCAUAUUUGGCACCAUGGCAGUUACCGCUGGCCUUUCGACGUAUCUGCUUCCAGAGACGCUGUUCUUAAAGAUGUGCCAGACGAUAAAAGAGACCGAAGUCGCUCAAGAGUAUUAUGGGCUACCUUGCUGGGGGAAAUCGCGGGAUACAGAUGAGCGGGCUCAAGCAGAAAUAGAAGGAAAAGAAGAGAUAACAAGGCUUUAGACAAAUAGAGAUAUAGUAUUCAGACAAUUUAUAGAUUAUUUUUUAGGUGAGGGGGUCCCGGACCAAAGUCGAACUUUUAUACUAUCGCUAUAAUGUCUUAGAAAGGGUUCCGGGAGGAGUUGUCUCGCUCAGGGAGGUGUUCCUACUUUUACAGACACCUCUCCUGUAUGGUAGGUCAUAGGUAAAGCUUAACGCACUUGUCGUGUUGUUAAUUAUCCUAAUGAAAAGCAGUAAUUUUUAAUAUGGCGUCGCAGACGGCGUGGUUCCUGGGGGGCCAUGCGCCCGUUUUUGCGCUCGCCCCAGGAACCACGCGGCUCAAAAUACAAGAUGGCGCCCGAUCACUGUUCAGAGAUCAGAAAUAAAAAAAUCAGAGAUAAAAAAUCUAACCUUUAGUGUAAUAAAUCAUGAGUUAUGAACCUA
This is a messenger RNA of Nematostella vectensis (starlet sea anemone), 2415 nucleotides long. RefSeq names its product organic cation transporter protein. The transcript is spliced from 9 exons. Gene Ontology annotation, cellular component: membrane. NCBI's taxonomy places the organism in Eukaryota, Metazoa, Cnidaria, Anthozoa, Actiniaria, Edwardsiidae. The record is from RefSeq and is a predicted model, not a curated record. Gene Ontology annotation, molecular function: transmembrane transporter activity. Bases 388 to 1995 code for a protein of 535 amino acids. Gene Ontology annotation, biological process: transmembrane transport.